GAAAUUGAAGAGUAUGAAUGUUGGGGUGUGGUGGGGGGUGGCCCCAUUAACUCGGAACAGCGUCUUGCGUCGCACGUGUUGAUGCCCAACCUACGAACUAAAGUCGACCAGAAAAUUCAGAAAUCUGCAAAACAAAAACCAAAUAAAAAUCCCAACGUUGUUGCUCUCUUCCCUUCAACUGUGCUUUCAACUACUAUACAAAGAAACAUACCCACAACGCACCACAAACGCAAGCACAAGAAGAACUUACUAAGACUAUACCCACAACAACUCUAACCCUUCUCUCUCUCUCUCACACACACACAUAACCUCACACCAUUCUACAAUUCACCAAAGCUUCUGAAGCUUAGCCUCAGUUAGGGUUUUCGUUUCACUCAACCAGGGAUGGAGUAGUAUCUGCUCGGUGAUCGAAAUUGGAGAGUUACAAUUUGGUUUUACUGAUACUGUAACUUCGAACCAGCCGGCUAAUUGACUGUGCAUGUUUGUGAACUUUUUCCCAGAAAUUUUAUUGAGAUUCUUAAUGGGAGAGAAAGUUCUUGCAUGCCAAAAGGAUGGCCUCAAUGCUCUGAGAAAGAUUAUGUGAAGCAGUAUGACUCUGGAAGAUUUCUUUACCUUGACCGAGAUGAAAGAUGGGCUCAUCGCACCUUCUCGGGUGCAGGAGCUGGUCUCUGUAAUGCAGAACGAGAAAGAUUGUGAGGUUAAAAAUGCUGGUGAUGCAACAAGGCAGUGGGCUGCUGUUGCAAGCACUAUUGCUGCUACAGAGAAUAAAGAUUGUCUUGAUCUUUUUAUUCAGUUAGAUGGACUUUGCUUCAUUAAUAUGUGGUUAAAGGAUGCUCAAAAUUUGGGGGUUGAUUCAAAUGACAGUUUUAUUGAAGAAUCGAUCACUGCAAUGCUACGAGCAGUUGAAAAGCUGCAUCUAGACAGUGAGAAGUCGAUUUCAUCUGGAAUUCGCAUCACUGUCAGCAAUCUUCUUGACCAUCAUAGUGCUAGGGUUCAGGAUAGAGCCAGAGUGUUAUUUGACAGCUGGAAGGGAGGUGGAAAUGGUGAUACUGAUUCUCAUGAUGUGGAGCUUGCUAAAGUCGACAAUGCAAGUGGCAAAAUUGGCAGGGAGGAAGGCCAUCCAUCUGCUGUGAAUGAAGCUGGCAAUGAUAAUGGUCAUUUAUCAGGACUAAUUGGAAACGAUAAAUCACUAUUGAGAAGCUCAGAUAAUUUCCCGAUACAGAGUUCUGAUAAUGUGCUCCAGUCAUCUGCCUGUGUGGAGUCUGAAGACAUCAAAGAGGGAUCCACAAACCAUGUUCUUUCCUCUGCUCAAGUUGUUGCUCCCAUACACGAAGGAUUUCCUUUAUGCAGUGCAGGUGAGACCACUUCAGUACGAACCUGUAACUUUCCUAUUCCAAAUGAUGGACAGCCGGAUGCAGUACAGUUAAGUGACAUGGACAAAAAGGAGAAGCAGGAGUUAAAUGAUAAUGGCGCUCCAGAAAAUUCAGGAGCACCAUCUGUGUCAUCUAUGCUAGAGCCUGAGCCUGCUUCCAUCGGUGCUAGCGUAAUAAAGGCACCAGAAUAUGUGAAACAACAAGCUUUAGAGCAAAAUGUUGGAAACAAUGAGGAUGAUGUUUGUCAUAAAAUAACUACUACUUGUAGUUUGAGGACACCUGCAUCUGAUGGGAUUGGGGCUGCUGAUGAUAUCAGAGCUGUAACUAGCAUUACACAACUUUGCAAAGCUGCAGAAAAUGAUGACAACUGUUGUCCUAAUGCUUUGCAGAUCACAGCAGUCAGUGACAGUAACUUGGAAAAGAGUGAGGUGUUAGCCAUGUCUGUAUCUGAAACAGAAUAUGUCAGAGCAUCAAAGGAAGGCAAGGAGUGGGUUUAUAAUGAUGGUGAGGAUACAUCAAAAGGUUCUGAUUCUAGUAAACCUGUAAAAGAAGAUUUUAGAGGCCCUAACAUAAUUGACAAGAGAGUUUCUGAUAAUGAACUUGACUGUGGCAUUGUGGAUGCUUUAGAAGUUGCUCACAAAGUUAGGAGAGAAGUCUGCAGCUCCUCAGAAAAAAUCUCCGAAGGUGGAAUCAGGCAACCAGGCAGCCCAGAUUCUGUAAGAAAAGAGGAAGAGCUCACUCCUGUUCCACCCAAGGAGGUUUCCUCCAGACAAAGCAACUCUACUGGAGCAUGUUUUGAGGACGGGCAUGAGAGUAUGUCAGACAAUACCAAGGCUGAGCCUGAAUGCAGGCCUGAUGUGAAGUCCAUGCAGGUGACUGAAGCAGCUCAAGAUUCAGGAGAUAACUCAGAGAAACGUCUCUGCGCCUUUGAUCUCAAUGAAAUUGGUUCUGAUGAUGAUAUGGAUGCUUCUGUAAAUACUACAUCUACUCCAAUACCUGUUGUCUCUGCUUCAAUGCCUACACCAACUCUAGGGUUGCUUGGGGUCCCUGUGCAGUUCGAGGGGACGCUUGGAUGGAAAGGAUCAGCUGCCACCAGUGCCUUUCGACCUGCAUCACCUCGUAAAAAUUGGGACAAUGAGAGAAAUCUCCCUGUUGAUCAGAACUCUGACACUUCCAAGCAGAGGCAGGAUUGGCUUGAUAUUGAUCUAAAUGUGGCUGAGGAUGAAGAGGAUACAAUAAAACCUAUUGCUGAAUCUUCAGGCCUUCCUUCUGGGCAAUCAUCAGUUGAACUUAGUCCUAAAAGAUCAAGCAGGAUUGAAUUGGAUUUGAACAGUAUUGGUGAUGAUGGUGACGCCCAACCUUCAGGUCACAGGAUGGAGGGACAACUCUUUCUUGGAAGAAAUGGCUAUUGGAGCCCCUCUCCAGCAUCAUCGUCAUCGUCAAUGCAACCAUCAGUCAGAAACAUUGAUUUGAAUGACAGGCCAUGCCUUCAAACUGAUUUGGUGUACCAGGGGCCUGGUAAGUCUUCUCAUAUUAUUGAUGCACAUGGGCAUUCUAAAUCAUCCGAUGCCCCUGUUAUCUCUAUUUUGGGGGCCAAGGUAGAAGUUGGUAAAAAAGAAUGUGUUCCUCAAACUGUGUCUUUGCCGAAUGGCAAGGCUAUUAAAGCUGCAAUAGAUCUCGCAAAUUCUAGACCAGGUGGAGUUAUAGGGAUAACCCCGGCAGUAUCCUUCAAUUCAUCUGCUUUGGGGUAUAAUGGAGUUGCAUCAGCACCUGCAUUGUCUUUUUCGUCAGCCAUAUACGGGUCAGGUGGCACAAUUCCAUACACAGUGGACUCAAGAGGAGCUCCAGUUGUUCCUCAAGUUGGCGGAUCUUCAUCAACUGUCCUUUCAUCUUACUCUCAGCCACCAAUCAUAAUGAAUGUGACUGGUACACAACUUGGUUUGAAUGGAUUUGGACCUUCACGUCCUAACUUUGACCUGAACUCUGGCUUCAUGAUUGAAGGUGGGAAUAGAGAUGCAUUGGCAGCAAGGCAAUUUUUCUUUCCUGGGGGAAGGACUGGGGAGGAGCAUGUAAGAACCAUGACGCAACCCUCAAGUUCUGGGGUUGGUGGGAAAAGAAAGGAACCAGACAGUGGUUGGGAAUCCUACCCAUUUAGCUACAAACAUCCGCAACCUCCAUGGAAGUAGCUUCCAGUUUAUGAUUUUACCUCUCUUCUGAAAUGUUCAUAACCACACCUUUCCAAUUGAUGCUUUAUUACCCGAAAAGAUCUUUAAGAUUAGGUCAGUGCACUGGCAUCCUUUAGUAACAGAAGUUCUAGAACUCAAUAAAUGCCAGGGGAAGAUGGAUGUAAUAUGAUUCAAAUGAUUGAUUGUUAACGGGGGGAAAUUGGGUUUUCUUAUUCUUCUUUUUUCUUUUCUCUUCUUUCGUUGUUUUUCCUUUCCCGUAGCUUCAUAGAAAGGCAGUACAAGCACAGAAAGUCUUGUGUGCGUCUAGCUGUAAUUUCUCUUUCAUAUGUCAAAGAAAUUUAUAGGCAUAGUAUGAUGUUUCUCGCUGUCACAGUGGCACUAGUACGUUGCCACUGUUUAGUUAGUUUUCAUUGUUGAAGUUAAUAACCUGUAAAAAGAGAAAGAAAUAUGUGACCGACUAAGAAAGGUUCUUGUUCCAAAUUUUUCUGCUCACACUUCCUUCCUAAUUCUAUAGAAGCUUUUUAUUUUUU
Molecule: messenger RNA, 4089 nt
Organism: Abrus precatorius (Indian licorice)
Lineage: Eukaryota; Viridiplantae; Streptophyta; Magnoliopsida; Fabales; Fabaceae
Exons: 3
Coding region: 590-3559 (989 amino acids)
Source: RefSeq, a predicted model, not a curated record